CCUUCGUCAGCCAAAUUCUGAGCUUCCACAGUCACCCAUGUCAGCGCCAAACUCUGCAGCGGGCAACAGCAGCACACGAGAGACCUUCCUCUCUGUCGAUCUGGCCAAAGCAGUGCAGCACCUUGCCGACCGUGGCACGACCGACCGCGUACUCUGCGUGUUUGACUUUGACUGGACGAUCGUUGAUACCAAUUCGGACGAGUACGUCAUUGAGCAACUCGCGCCCGAUCUGCACUCUCGCUUUGAAGAGACGCGGCUGUCGACGCCAUUGUUCCGGCAGAGCUGGCUCGCGUACAUGAAUUACCUCAUGGGCCAGUUGCAUGAGCUCGGAUUCUCUGCCGCUGACAUUUCGAGAUCGCUCAAGGCGACUCCGCUCUCUCUGGAAAUGCAAGAGGUGCUGCGAACUCUGACCGCGUCCGGAAAGGUGGACGUCGUUGUGCUGUCCGACGCGAACGAAUUUUUCAUUCGCGAAACAUUGCAGCAUUACAACCUGCUCGAGCACGUCUCGUUGAUCAUCUCCAACCCUUUCCUCCACGACCCGCGCUUUACCAUUCUGCCGUUCAGUCCCACGCGUCACAGUGACCACAUUUGCACCCUUUGCAAUGACAACAUGUGCAAAGGAACUGUGCUUGACUACAUCCUGGACAAGACAGAGUACCAUCGCGUGGUCUACAUUGGAGAUGGUGGAAACGACUUUUGCCCUUCUACCAGAUUGUGCAGCUCGGAUGUUGUCAUGGCGCGAGAUGGUUUCCACCUCGUCCGGUUGCUGCGCAAGUACAUUGCCGCAGAACGGCAGAAAGCAGUGAGCACGCAUGGUGCCCACCUCCAUCGCCGUCGUCGCGCCAAGCACACCAGCCAUCCGGAAGGCCUCCGAGGUCAGCGACUGAACGCCGACAAGUUUGACGUGGACGCCGAGGUUCAAGUCUGGUGCUCGCAUGCCGAUCUUCUCGCCUUGUUCCGCAGUUUGCUGUUGCCCCAGCCAUGAUGCUGCUGACUCUUUUUGAGCGAUUUCGGCACGGGGGACUUUGUUGGUGUAUUUUUGCUGUUUUUGCAUUUGGAGAUGGCCUACUUGCUCGAAGCUGGGGGUGAGGUGGCCUGUUCGUUCCCUUUUUUUUCCACCCUCUCCUGCUUUCCUGAUUUCCGCUGUGCACCCAGUGGUCCAAAUACAACAUAAAACCCAAA
Molecule: messenger RNA, 1182 nt
Organism: Capsaspora owczarzaki ATCC 30864
Lineage: Eukaryota; Filasterea; Ministeriida; Capsasporidae
Exons: 7
Coding region: 38-985 (315 amino acids)
Molecular function (GO): phosphatase activity
Source: RefSeq, a predicted model, not a curated record